Molecule: messenger RNA, 627 nt
Organism: Schizosaccharomyces osmophilus
Lineage: Eukaryota; Fungi; Ascomycota; Schizosaccharomycetes; Schizosaccharomycetales; Schizosaccharomycetaceae
Product: DUF1773 family protein
Exons: 1
Coding region: 1-627 (208 amino acids)
Source: RefSeq, a predicted model, not a curated record
AUGGAAGAAAUAGCAGAAUUGUUUGCAAAUGAUUAUAACAUUCCGCCACCAGCACAAGAAAACUCUGCAGAAGUAAAUAGAUUUUUGGGGGCUUUUGCAAUUGAAAUGGAAAACAAAGAUGGACGAAUGGAAAUACAGACUCCUGAAUAUAAACGAAAUGAACUUGAGAAAUUUCAUAGGAUUUGCAAUUUUGCAAGACAAUUGAAUGAAAGAGAAGAACAAGCUCCAAACCAACCUCCACAUUGGUUUCAAAGUUGGUUGAACGACCCAAAUGCUAUGACGGCAAAAGUUGAUAGACUAGAGGGAAGACUUGACAGAUUGGAAAUGAAAUUUGACCGAUUGGAGAUGAAUUUUUCAAGAUCACAAAACAUUCAGCGAAGAUCCAUGGGAUGUUCAGCCAAUAUUAUUCCAUUUUUACAUGGUGACCAACCUGAUGAUGAUUUGCCUGGCAUUACCUCGGUUGAAGAUAUAGAUCGCUUGACUAGAGACCAAUGCACUCGAUAUCUUGAUGGAUACGAAAUUCCUUACAACUACAAUGAAACCAUUCGAUUGAAAGAACGGCUUCGUGAUGCAGUUGGUUUAAUUUCCCCGUAUGAUAUAACGUUUUGUUUUUCUGGAUUCCAAUGA